Molecule: messenger RNA, 2093 nt
Organism: Lycium barbarum (goji berry)
Lineage: Eukaryota; Viridiplantae; Streptophyta; Magnoliopsida; Solanales; Solanaceae
Exons: 4
Coding region: 47-1492 (481 amino acids)
Molecular function (GO): RNA binding
Source: RefSeq, a predicted model, not a curated record
ACGACCGAAAAAUUAAAGACGACCGAAAAAUUAAAGAUCAGUCCGUAUGAAGAUCAAUCCGCUGAAUUUUUUGGUGAUCCAUUUUCACGGAAAAGCCCACAAAACAUUAAAGCUAAGCCCAUUUAAGUACGCAACUGCGAUUUUGUGGUUGCCGCCGGAGAGCGUGAAAAUGGUGGGAAGAAGUUUGGUCGGGGCGAAGAAUCUGUGGCAGCUCAAACAUCUCUUUUCCAAUCCCUUCAUCUUUCGACCCUUAUUAUUAUCCCAACAAACCAGUCUUUUUACUGCAACAUGCAAGAUUCCCGUGGUUGGGUCACACACAAUAGCACAAAAAUGGGUAUAUUCGGGUCGGUUUUUCUGUACGGCUGACAGAGCUGUGGAAUCAACUACUGAUGUUGAAGAGAGUUGUGGAGAAGGCAAAAUCAAGAGGAAGAAAUUGAAGGGUAAAAGACAAGUUGUCAGGUGGUUAAAGUUCUUUAGGUGGAAAAAGAAGAAAGAUUUCCAAAGAAUGACUGUACAAGAUAAAAUUCUUUACAAAUUGAGCAAGGCACGGAAAAAAGAGGAAAGGCUUCUUGAAGCUCUUACGAAAGUUGAGCCCAAGGAAAACUCAGAAGCUACCCAUGAUCCGGAAAUACUGACUCCAGAAGAACACUUUUACUUUCUGAAGAUGGGAGAGAAGUGCAAGAAUUAUGUGCCAGUUGGAAGACGUGGGAUACACCAAGGUGUCAUCCUUAACAUGCACCUGCACUGGAAGAAGCACCAAACUCUAAAAGUGGUGGUGAAAACAUUCUCUCCUGAGGAGGUAAAGGAAAUCGCUGCAGAGCUUGCAAGAUUAAGUGGUGGAAUCGUUCUGGAUAUACAGGAUGACGACACCAUUAUAAUGUACAGGGGGAAGAAUUACUCUCAACCUCCAACAGAAAUAAUGUCUCCAAGAAGUACUCUUUCCAGGAAAAAGGCCUUGGAUAAAUCUAAAUAUCGAGAUGGCCUGAGGGCUGUCAGAAGAUAUAUUCCACGGCUUGAACAGGAUCUUGAGCUGCUUCGAUUGCAGACUGAAAAUAGAAGUGGUACUCCUGAACAAAAUCAAGUAACUGGGUCUGAGAAUUUUGACCCUGAACAUUCUUCGAACCUUCAAACUGAGGCAUCAAAUAAGCUCAAAGAGAUGAUGAUCAAAAAUGCUGAACAAGGUGAAGGAGACGAGUCCACAGCAGAAUCAGAUAUAGUUUCAGAUUCAGAAGAUCUUUCAGAUAUUUUCGAAACAGACUCUGAGGAAGAGGAUGAGGACAAGACUGAGGAACCUCUUUACUUGGAUGAGUUUGAAAAUUUUCCUGUACACAGCAAUGGAGAAGAAGAGGAUUUUGAGGAGCAUUUGCGUCAGAUAUCUGCUAACUCGAGGAAAGAGAAAUCCCAGGGUAAAGAUGCGGACACACCAGAUCCUGAUGAAGUUGAUAAAAUGAUUCUGCAAGCCGCAUCACUUUUGAAGAAAAGGAAGAGAUGAAUGCCUGUAUAUUCUUAGCAAUAUCCUUCACUUGGGUAUCCUCAGGCUACGAAUUAACUAACUAAUAGAGCCUUUAUCCAAGGAAUCCCUUUUCUCCAAUGGGUUCGAACUGUAAGACUAACAAGUGAGAAGAAGCAAAGAUAAUUGAGGUUCAUCUUUGUGGUUCAUUUGCAUCUGUCCAAAGUCCUUUGAGAGUAUUGAAGUAGAAAGAUGGUAUACAGUCUGAUUCAUAGCAGUGUUCAACCAGAAUACAGAGACUGAAUGUGGAGAGGAGCAGGCUUGACAAAGCUCUUCUACUGGACAAGGAUACAAGAUUGCAAUCAUUAGACUUGUCAAUGAGAUCAGUGUGGAUUGGUGAAAGGGCUUAAAAAGCAGUACUUGCUGGUUGAAUAAUCAGUUAACUGGGACACUCUCACUGGUUGGGGCAAUUUCAUUCUGGGGUUAGAUUUUUGUAUGGGAAUAAGACUACUUAAUAUCAAAUGUUAAUUUACCUCUCUAAGCGAAAAUAGAGAUUCACGUGUUUCAGCAGUAAGGGCAUUGCUACUCUUGUUAUCAAUGGUGUUGCGAAAAGUAUAAGCCUUCUUUCUGUCUUUACUGCUGA